GCUGGACAGUUCACUCAGUAGGUCUCAGAUUCAUCACCCACCUUCCAAUGUGGAAAUUAACAAACAACAAGCUGUGAAACCUUUGAGUGGAUGGCUGGCACUCUUUGCCAUCAUGCAGCGGUUGGUGGCAGCUUGCCCUGCGUCAUGUGUGGUGUGCACCAAAGAUGUAACCCUCUGUCACCAGCUCACCUAUAUAGUAGCAGCCCCUGUGACCACCAGGGUUUUAAUCAUCACUGACGGAUACCUCUCCUCCAUCAAGAGCACAAACCUGUCUCUCUUGUUUAAUCUUGCCCUGCUCUCCCUGAGCAGGAAUGGUAUCGAGGAUGUUCAGGAAGACGCCCUGCAUGGCCUUACAAAGUUGCGGACACUGUCGCUGGAGCACAACCAAAUAUCCAGUUCGUCGCUCACCGAUCACACCUUCAGCAAGCUGCGCAGCCUGCAGGUGCUGGUGCUUAGCAAUAAUGCUCUCCGCACCCUGCGAGGGGCCUGGUUCCGAAACACCAGGGGCCUCACCCGGCUCCAGCUGGAUGGGAAUCAGAUCACUAAUCUCACUGACAGUUCUUUUGGAGGUACGAAUCUCCACAGUCUCAGGCAUCUGGAUUUGUCUAACAAUUUUAUUUCCUACGUUGGGAAAGAUGCCUUCCGGCCCCUGCCUCAACUACAGGAAGUGGACCUUUCCCGAAAUAGGCUGGCCCACAUGCCAGACGUUUUUACUCCACUGAAGCAGUUAAUCCUCCUAAGCUUAGAUAAGAACCAGUGGAGCUGUACUUGUGAUCUCCACCCUCUUGCUCGGUUUUUAAGAAACUACAUUAAGUCUUCUGCUCACACACUCAGGAAUGCCAAGGACCUAAACUGCCAGCCGUCCACCACCGCUGUGGCAGCUGCAAAGAGUAUGCUCAGGCUGUCUGAGACCAACUGUGAUUCCAGGGCCCCCAAUCUCACUCUGGUUCUAAAGGACAGACGUCCCCUCCUCCCAGGGCAGGAUGUGGCCCUGCUGACUGUCCUUGGCUUUGCAGGAGCUGUUGGUCUCACUUGCCUAGGUUUAGUUGUAUUUAACUGGAAACUCCAACAAGGCAAAGCAAAUGAACACACAUCAGAAAACCUUUGUUGCAGAACCUUCCAUGAACCCCUGUGUGCUCAUGAGGCAAGAAAUUACCACGCUAAGGGAUACUGUAACUGCCACUUAACUCAGGAAAACGAGAUAAAGGUCAUGUCCAUUGUGGGGUCCAGAAAGGAAAGGCCACUUCUACAGGAAAACAGCCAUCAAGCAACAUUGGCCUCUGAGUCCACAGCCCUUGACGGAUCAUUUAGAAACCUGAAAGGGAAGGAGUGUGGGACAGACAGCGCUUUUUUUUGCCUGGAUGGCAGAUUGCUACAGUCAGGAUGUUCAGAGCCUCCCGGGAAUAUGGCAGCUUUUAACGAAGCAGGCUUACUUACAAGAUAUUGUCCAAAGACAGUUGAAAAGCUAAGGAAUCUUGAGCCUGGCGAAGUCCCAAUCCUGCCACAGCAUGCGAUGAGAACAAUAGAUAUCAGCAGUGACACAUUUAGAAGAAGAUAUGCAACAUCCGCUUCAGCCUUGGCAAGAGAAAGUCUUGAAAAGCAUUUAACAAAUGAAUCAUGGCAGCCUCCAAUAGAAAAAGAAGACAAUGGCUUACAUUCUCACAGGCAGAGACAUUUUAUUACAAGCUCAUCAUCCAAGCCUUGUGAGCCUGAGGAACACUACAUACAAAAGAUCUUACAAAAACAUAGAUCUAAAUAUGAUGAUCCUUGUGGACUGUUAAAACAGAGCAGACCUAGGUAUUUACAGCCAUAUAAUUCUCUUAUCUGUAAAUAUGUACCCUGUGAUCAAUUUCAAGAUUAUGUGACAGAAAAAAAGCCAAAUCGUAGAGAACAAUCAAAGCCCGAGAAAGAACAAAUCCAAAUUAACAGUGCAAUAGAAAAAUUCCUUAUGAGCAGGGAGAACAUAGAUUUAUCUGGGUUAUCAACAAAAAUCAAGAAAACGUAUUCUCCAAAGAGGGUUAGCUUCCAUGAUCCUGACUUAGUUGAAAAAAAUCAGUUGGUGAUGUUACCUCAAACAUCAACCCACCGGAAACAUCAGAAAAAUCUGAGUAACCAACUGACUAAAUUAGAUCUCAAAAAAUGUAGCAAUCCUGGGGAAAGAAACAAAGGACAAAAAUGGUUUACUGAUUCACAGAUUCUGAAAAAGAAGAGAACCAAUCAAUCUGACCUCAAAGGGAAAAUUAAAGGACAAAAUUUAAGGAUGAAAUUAAAUUUACAUCCGUUUAGAAAAGUCAGAGUCCAUCCAGAAAAAGCCUUGCCAGAACUCUCAAAGGAAUGCAAACAAGUAUUGUUACCUCCCAAGAAAUUAUCCAAAACGUCUGAGAAAAAAGCCAAAAUAAACCUUGUGUCUUCUGCAGAUUUUCCUCAACAGCCAGAGAGUAACCAUGUUAGACUCACUUCAAAGAGGCUGCCUCUCAAACAUGCCCCAAAGCACGCCCCGUAUUACAAACGAAACACUAAACGUGCCCCUGUGCUUAGUGCUAGCAACUUGUCUAUAGUCAACCAGAACUCUGUAGAAGGCAGCUGUCACCCAGCUGGUCACAUUCCUGAUGGAAACCCACCAACACUGCCUCAGCCUGCAUCCACUGACACUGAGCACAGGCACUCACUCUCUCGGUUCUUAAUUGAGCAAAUGGAAGGUGCAACUCAGCUAGAAUGGGAAGUUCCCAGUUAUUUACCAACUACUCGGGAAAAGACAGAAAAUGAUGUUUUACCAUCCCAACAUUCCAGGGGGGAUACUGACCAAGGGGCAACAGAGCCCACUGAGCACAUGGGGCAGAACCUAUCAAAGACCAGUGAGCUAAAUCAGUUUUCUUUAUCCCCGAGGAAUCAAACACAACUUUUAGGUGUCUACAAGACUGACACCUUGAACAAGGAAUACACUUUAGAUCAAAACCAAGCUUUGCAACACAAAGUACAAAACUCAAGUCAUGAACAAUUUGGAAAUGAAGAAAAAACAUUAAUGACAACCCCCCCAAUAUUACAUCAGAUUGUGGAAAAUUGUAUUAUGGAUAAGGAAGGAAAUGAUGUAGGAAAAAAACUUCCUGAAACAGAAACUUAUGAUUCCUCUCUCAUUUCCCAGACACAAUCCAAGAACAACCUAUCACUUAGGAAGACAAAUUCGAUUCCAUACCAAAAUAGAAUAGAGCCUCCCAAGGAUAUCAGUAUUUCUCCUCUUAGUAGUCAAGCCAUUUGGCAUCUAACCAAAAGCAGUGAAAAAGGAAUUGACAGCGCAAAUGCAUUGCCCAGAGAUGAUGGCACUGAAGCACUAGAGAUAAAUAUAGUAGCAAAAGAAGAGAAAAAUAUGCUUUAUGAAAGCAAGACAGAUUCUAGUAUGUUAAUUCAGACCACACAAAGGACCUUAACAGGCGCUACAAAAGAAAAGCAGCAAACUUGGGAAAAUGGAAAAAGUGAAAAACACGUAUUUUAUGGUUCAAGCUCUGCCGUGGAGAACAUUACAGCUAAAGAUUUGAGUAUCACAAGUUCCCAUGAAACCAAAAAUAAAAUACUUCAUAGUGAAAUAGAUUUUCCAAUUAACAGUAAUAUAGUUAACAAUAAUUUGAGAGAAGUUCAAAAUAUUCAACCAGAUAAAGAUAACAAUGCACAUAAAGAAGGUGCAAUGACAGUGGAGACACAUGAAGUGCUCUCCCUCUUACCAGAGUUAAGAGAUGGUUUUGAGGCAGAAAAUGAGGUGCCUCUAAUUCCUAGCAAAAUAAAUGAAGCUGAAAACUCUGCUCCAAAACCUGUACUGUAUCCACCAUCUGCUGAAUAUGCUAAUACAUCACGUUUAGAAGCAGAACAAAGUGAACAAAAUAACUCAAAUAAUAAUCAUUUUUUACUGUAGCUUUCUUCAAAAGGAUAGACAAACACCCCCUAGCCUUUGCAAACAUUUCAAGUGCAUCAUUUUGGAGGACAAAUCCUCAGGAAUUCUUUGUUAUCAAUUAAAUAAAAGCACAUAGUUUAAUAUAAUACACAAAGAUGGAGCCACGAGAUAUGUUUGACACAAUUAACUGAGUAUGCUUUUCUAAGGAAUGAAAAAAAUGAACAAGAAAAGUUUUGCCUAGUCCUGGAAAAGCAAACAACAUGUAAAACAAACAAACAAACAAACAAACAACAAAAAACCCUCAAACAAAUGAAAGAUUAAAUAAGAAAAAAGUAUUUGAACAGAUUUACAUUUGAUGUUUAUUUUAUGGAAAUUAUUAUACACAUCUCAAUUAGUGGUAUUACAAUAUUGCUUUCCACACAGAUGAUUAUAUAUUCAUAUUUGUGCCUGAUCUGUUUUCCUAAUUAUGGUAUGAAAAUGAAAAUUCAGCUUUGCUUGUGAACUGUA
Messenger RNA from Lemur catta (Ring-tailed lemur), 4390 nucleotides. It is a transcript of the gene LRRC53, whose product is annotated as leucine rich repeat containing 53. Gene Ontology annotation, cellular component: plasma membrane. Bases 113 to 3904 code for a protein of 1263 amino acids. The transcript has 5 exons. Gene Ontology annotation, molecular function: protein binding. Lineage: Eukaryota; Metazoa; Chordata; Mammalia; Primates; Lemuridae. The record is from RefSeq and is a predicted model, not a curated record.